CCGACACACUAUCAAUCACAUCAAUCACAUCAGAUCGAUACCCUAUCCACACACGCGGUGUGCACUCCUUCCCACGCCACUCCACGCGACUCGACGCGACAUCAAAUGCAGCCAGCCAGCCACUGUGAGAGAGAGUGAGUGAAUGAAUUAGUCAGUCAGUCAGUCAGUCAGUGAGUCAGUACACGCAGGCGCUUGGCCGCUCUUCACACAUCCUGUACAGCUCUUCCUCCUCCCUCUGCGCCACCUGCCCCUCAGUGAGACACUCAAACAGCCCCACCCCCUCCGCCCACCCGUCCCCCCAACACACGUACUCGUCUCUGUCCAGCACACGCCCCCCCAGCAUCCUCCCCUUGGCACCCUCGAUGGCCUUGAACUUGCCAAACGCCCAGCAGACGGCCUGGGAGGGGCCUUCAAGGAUAUACCCAGCAACACACGAAAACUCCACCCGCUCCCCCCAGCCGGUGAGAAAGACGGUGCCGUUGGUCUUGCUCUCCCUGCCCACCGUGACACGGCCGAAUGGCGGCACCGUGGCCUGGCAGUCGACUGAGCACGGACACCGCCAGUCUACCUCAGAAUGAUCGGUGAUGUCGUCAAAUCGGCGCAGGGGCACUUCUGCGUCUUCGGGGCUCGUGAGGUCAGGUGAGGGCAGGUUGAGCGAGGGGAACUUGAAGGCCCCGUACUUGGUGAAGAGGCCGAAGUGGUCCUCCGAAUACGACCCCCCGUUCAUCUCGUACUUGAUGUCCUCAUCAAACGCCUCGAACAGAUACAUGCUCGUCUUGACGUUUGGACGCAGGGGAGUGCCGCGGGCCACCGAUGCAUCAGACCGCCUCACCAUCUGCUCGAGGUACGCCUGCGCCACAGGGAGGGUGGCGUCCUUGGCGGCGCCCGUGGGCCAGCCGGUUUCGCCGAUAAUGAGAUCCACCGACCAGUUGCCGAGGCGGUGCAGAUAGACUUGCAGGUCGAAUAGCUCAUCGAAGUGAUGGAAGUAGAGGCACUCGGGCAGGCCGGUGGCAGGGUCGGUGCGGAAGUAGGCCGUGCAGUUGACGGCCCCGUUGCCCCACGCGUAGGUGCGGGCAUCUUCUGGUUGGCCGUAUACGGCAUAGCUGAGCGGGUAGUACUUGCGGUCAGCAAACCUGAGUGAGCGAGCGAGAGGACAGGCGAAAUGAGAUGAGCACAUGACAUCAUUGACACGGCCGCUCUGUUGUGCCCUGCCCUCCCUCCCUCACUCAGCUCUCAGCUCACCAUGGGUAGAUGUUGAAGCACCACUUUGACUCCUCCCUCUGGAUGAUGUCCAGGAUGGGCCUGAGGGUCGUGUUGUAGUAGGUGUCCCAGAUCGUGUUGUCCAGUAUCGACGCACUAAAUGGCACCGUCGGCUUGGCCGGCAGCCGGUAGCGCCCCCGCCCUCUCCUGGCAGACCUCUCCCCUGUGUCACGCAGAGCCUCAGCCACAUUCCUGAACGCUGGCGCGAGGAAGGGCCCGUUGAGCUCUGCGUGAUAUGGCAGCAGCGGCUCGUUGCCAACCGCCACAUACUCUAUCAGUUCGCCAUAGGGCUCCAGCGACUUGACCAUCUCGUAUGCAGAUCCCCGCUCGCCCCGCCGACCAUACGCGAAGGCCUCCAGCUUGUCGUUCUCAUUCGACACGAGCAUGCGGACGUUGCAGCCGAAGACCACGACCACGGUGUCGAGGCGGACGAAGUCGAUUUCGAAGAAUUUGAUCUUACGAAUGCCCGCCAACCGGAGCACCUCCAUGGCCUGCCAGAGGGAGAGCGGGUUGGACGUGAAGCUGUCGCUGAAGUUGAUGCCCACCCAGGCAAGGCAUGUCAUCGGGAUGAGGACGAGAAGCAGAAGGGAUUGAAGAAACAUGGCCGAUGCCAAAAGAGCUGCUGAGAUCCUAGUAGAACUUACAUCUGUUCUGGAAAUACGGC
Messenger RNA from Vitrella brassicaformis, 1924 nucleotides. Lineage: Eukaryota; Vitrellaceae. The record is from the annotation of a GenBank genome assembly.